CCGCAAGCAAGCGCAGCCAGGCCGCCGGGAACUUUUUUCCUCCCGCUCUGGCUCUCCUUCUCCCCCCACGCAUCGACCGCCGGCUUGCUCUUCCUGUGCAUAAGGGAUAGCAUUUCCCCUCGGCCACAAGACUGGCCCGUCUGGGUGCGUGGCCAGGGCCGGAUCCCAGCGCCGGAUCCCAGCGCCGCCGGAUCCCAGGGCCCCCAGGUGCCGCCCCCGCCCGCGGCUGGGCUGGGAGAGACAAAUUGGAGAGCGAGGAGGCGGCGGCGAGGGCGAGAGGCGAACGGAACAAGCAGGCCGCCCUGACCGCGGCCCGAGCGCCGGCGCAAGGAGGGGGCACCGCGGCCCACCCUCCUUCCUGCCUGGCCCGGAGCCGCCCGGGCCGACGCGCCCUGACUCCUAAUGGCCUACCGGGCCUCCGGGCCGCGAAGUCGUUGAGCCAGACCCAGGGCCCCCAAGUGAGCGGGGGCGCCGAGGGCCCUCGAGACAUCUGCUGCCAACAAGCUAGACCGUGGAACGCCCGCGGCAUUGCCCCAGGGGACGCCUGGAGCCACAGAGCACACCGCUCCUGCCUCAGGCUCCAGCUGCCAUUCUGUCUCAGCCCUUUUGCUCUCACAAAGUCACCCACUGGGCUGGGCAGAAGGAAGCCUAGAAGAGAUGAAAUUGGAAAAGCAGUUCCUGUUGCCCUGCAGUUGUAGAAGGAGGCAUUUGUUCAUGCACUCAUUUGCUCACUCACUGGAUGAGUUUAUUGAGCAGCUAUUAAUUGCCAGGCACUGUGCUGUGUGUUAGACCGAGGAGGCAAACUGACUGUCCUCCUGCCACAUCCUGCCCACAGACCCAUUUUGAAGGCCCACUCAAAUGUUUGGGGAGAAAAAAACAAAUGAAUUGGCAGUGAGCAGUCCUUGGGUGAUUUCACCCCAGUUUCCAGCUUACAGCUCAUCUUCCCUCCAGGCUCUGAUUGGUGGCGCAGACUAGUUUGGUCUAGUUUGCAUGGCAGGGCCUCCCUGGAGCCACAGUGCCACUCUUCCCGGGCCACCCCUCCCAGCCCUGUCGUGUAGCAGUAUGGUCAAGAGCCCAGCUUCAGGGGCCAGGCUGUCCAUGCUCAAAUCCUCCCCUUGGCUUUUCACCAGCCAUGAGACCUCAGGAUCUCAUCUGGCUGCUGCGUUGUGGAAGAAGCCAGGGGGAGAGCCGGCGCUUGAGGAGGAGAAAGACUGCCUGGGGAAAGAGAGACGGCAAGACGCGUAGCGCUGGCACUUGGGAGACCCAGGAGGAGCCCGCAGAUAACCAGCCCAAGUCAUGCAGUCUUUUCGAGAAAGGUGUGGUUUCCAUGGCAAACAACAGAACUACCAGCAGACCUCACAGGAGACAUCUCGCCUGGAGAAUUAUAGGCAGCAGAGCCAGGCCGGGCUGAGUUGUGACCGGCAGCGGCUGCUUGCGAAGGACUAUUACAGCCCACAGCCGUACCCGGGCUAUGAGGGUAGUGCAGGCAUAGCUGCCAGCACCGCCCGCGGCAGCAAAGGCUUGCCCUCACAGCAGGUCCUGCCGGGGAGGCCGGCGUUCUCCAGUUACAGCAUCCAGGACAACAGCCCUUACCCAGGCCGCUAUGCAGGAGAGGAAAGCCUGCAGGCCUGGGGGACCCCCCAGCCACCACCACCCCAGCCACAGACCCUGCCAGGGGGGGUGGGCAAAUAUGACGAGAACUUGAUGAAGAAGACAUCGGUGCCCCCAGGCAGGCAGUACCCAGAGCAGGUUGCCCAGCUGCCCUUUCGGACUCACCCCCUGCACACCCAGCCCCAGCCACCAGCACCCCCGCAGCCCCUGGCCUACCCCAAGCUCCAGAGGCAGAAGCUGCAGAAUGACCUCACGUCACCCCUGCCCUUUCCCCAGGGCAGCCCCUUUCCCCAGCAGUCGCAAUCCUUCCCCACCUCCUCCACCUACUCCUCCACUGGCCAGGGUGGCGGGCAGGGGGCUCACUCCUACAAGAGUUGUACAGCGCCAUCUGCACAGCCCCAUGACAGGCCACUAGCUGCCAGCGCCAGCCUGGCCCCCAGGCAAGGAGUCCAGAACCUUCAUGCCUACCAGUCUGGCCGCCUCAGCUACAACCAGCAGAAGCAGCAGCAGCAGCAGCAGCAAACUCUUCAGAGCCGACACCACGCCCAGGAAACCCUCCACUACCAAAACCUGGCCAAGUACCAACACUACGGGCCGCAAGGCCUGGGCUACUGCCAGCCAGAUGCGGCCAUCAGGACUCCAGAGCAGUACUACCAGACCUUCAGCCCCAGCUCCAGCCACUCGCCUGUGCGCUCCCUGGGCCGCUCUCCUUCCUACAGUUCCACCCCGUCACCGCUGAUGCCAAACCUGGAGAACUUUCCCUACAGCCAGCAGCCGCUCAGCACAGGAGCCUUCCCCACAGGCAUCUCAGACCACAGCCACUUCAUGCCCCUGCUUAACCCCUCCCCGACAGACGCCGCCAGCUCUGUGGACACACAGGCCAGCAACUGCAAGCCACUGCAGAAGGACAAGCUCCCCGAGAGCCUGCUGUCAGACCUCAGCCUGCAGAGCCUCACUGCACUGACCUCACAGGUGGAGAACAUCUCCAACACGGUCCAGCAGCUGCUGCUUUCCAAGGCUGCCAUGCCCCAGAAGAAGGGUGUGAAGACCCUGGUGUCCAGGACACCAGAGCAGCACAAAGGCCAGCACUGUAGCCCCGAGGGCAGCGGCUACUCAGCUGAGCAGGCGGGUACGCCACUGUCAGAGCCGCCAAACAGCACGCCGCAGUCCAGCCAUGCCGAGCCACCCGAGGCUGACUACCUGAGUGGCUCUGAGGACCCUCUGGAGCGCGGCUUCCUCUACUGCACCCAGGCCCGAGGCAGCCCUGCCAGGGCCAACAGCAGCUCGAAAGCCAAGCCCGAGUCCGUGUCCACCUGUUCCGUGACCUCGCCCGACGACAUGUCCACCAAGUCUGACGACUCCUUCCAGAGCCUGCACAGCAGCUUGCCGCUCGACAACUUCUCCAAGUUUGUGUCCGGCGAGCAGGACUGCCCGCGGCUGCUGCUCAGUGCCCUGUCACAGGAGGACCUGGCCUCCGAGAUCCUGGGCCUGCAGGAGGCCAUUGGUGAGAAGGCCGACAAGGCUUGGGCCGAGGUUUCUAGCCUCUCCAAGGAUGCCACCAAGCCUCCCUUCACACUGGAGAACCACAGCACCUGCCUGGACUCCAUGGCCAAGAGCGCAUGGCCGAGGCCAGGGGAGCCCGAGGCCCUGCCUGAGCCCUUACAGCUGGACAAGGGCAGCAAUGCCAAGGACUUCAGCCCGGGGCUGUUUGAAGACCCCUCUGUGGGCUUCAUCACCCCAGAGCCCAAGAAGACAACUGGUCCCCUCUCCUUUGGUGAGCGGCCCACCCUUGGGGGUGCCACCUCAGACCCCACCGCAGCCACUUUUGACUGCUUCCCAGACACGGCCACUGCCAGCUCGGCAGACAGCGCCACCCCCUUUGCCUGGCCGGAGGAGAACCUGGGUGAUGCUUGUCCCCGGUGGGGGCUGCACCCCAGCGAGCUCACCAAGGGUCUAGAGCAGGGUUCAAAGGCCUCGGACAGCAUCUGCAAGGAAGAUGCCCACGAGGCUUCCCCCUGCCUGGGUUUCCGGGAGGAGGAGCCCCCUGGGGAGCAGGCCUCGCUGCCCCAGGACACCCAGCAGGAGGAGGCAGGUGGGGUAAAGGAAGAGGCAGGAGGGCUGCUGCAGUGCCCUGAGGUGGGCAAGGCCGAGGUGUGGCUAGAGGAUGGCAGGCACUGCUGCUCGGCCGCGGACUUUGGGGACCUGCCACUGCUGCCGCCCACCGGCAGGAAGGAGGACCUGGAGGCAGAGGAGGAGUAUUCCUCCCUGUGUGAGCUCCUGGGCAGCCCCAACCAGAGGCCUGGCCUGCGGGACCCACUGUCCCCAAAAGCCCCACUGAUGUGUACCAAGGAGGAGGUGGAGGAGGCUCUGGACCACAAAACUGGCUGGGGCUCCCCAUGCCACCUCUCUGGAGAGUCUGUUAUCUUGCUGGGUCCCACUGUGGGCGCCGAGUCGAAGGUCCAGAGCUGGUUUGAGUCCUCCUUGUCCCACAUGAAGCCUGGGGAAGAAGGGCCCAGUGGGACGCUAGCUCCAGGGGAUCCCGCCACUCUGGCCCCGGAGGCCUCCUUGGCCCAGAAGCCCAACAAGCCUGCCGUUCCCGAGGCACCCAUUGCUAAGAAAGAGCCCGUGCCACGGGGCAAAAGCUUACGGAGCAGGCGGGUGCAUCGGGGGCUUCCGGAGGCUGAGGACUCCCCGUGCAGGGCGCCAGUUCUGCCCAAAGACCUCCUGUUGCCUGAAUCCUGCACAGGGCCCCCCCAAGGACAGAUGGAAGGGGCUGGGGCCCCAGGCCGGGGGGCCUCGGAAGGGUUCCCCAGGAUGUGUACCCGUUCCUUCACAGCCCUGAGUGAGCCCCGCACACCUGGCCCUCCUGGACUGACUACCACCCCCGCCCCACUGGACAAGCUGGGGGGCAGGCAGCGAGCUGCCUUCAAGUCUGGCAAGCGCGCAGGGAAGCCCUCCCCCAAGGCAGCGUCCAGCCCCAGCAACCCGGCUGCCCUGCCGGUGGCCUCUGACAGUAGCCCCAUGGGCUCUAAGACCAAGGAGACAGACUCUCCGAGCCCCCCUGGCAGAGACCAGCGCUCCAUGAUCCUUCGGUCCCGUACCAGAACCCAGGAGGUCUUCCACUGCAAGCGACGGCGACCCUCGGAAAGCCGGGUCCCCAACUGCCGGGCUGCCAAGAAGCUCCUUGCCAACAACCACCUGCCUGCCACAUUCAAGGUCUCUGGCAACUCCCAGAAGGAGGGCAGGGCUGGUCAGUGGGUGAGGGUCCCCAAGCCCAGCGCAGGUGGCAAGCUCUCUGAUCAGCCCCUCCACGCACUCAAAAGGAAGUCAGCCUUCAUGGCACCAGUCCCCACCAAGAAGCGGAACCUGGUCUUACGGAGCAGCAGUGGCAGUGCCAGUGGCAGCCGGGGGGAUGUGAAGGAGGAUCAAGCUGAGGGCUCCCCAACCCUCUUCAAGAGGAUGUCUUCUCUUAAGAAAUCCAAGCCUGCCAAAGGCAAUAGCGAGGCCACCUUGAAGCCCCUGCUGCCCGAGAUGCCUGACACCUGUCUCAAGAUGGCUUCGAGGGCAGCCUUUCAGGGAGCCAUGAAGACCAAGGUUCUGCCGCCCCGAAAGGGCCGGGGCCUGAAGCUGGAGGCCAUCGUGCAGAAGAUCACCUCACCCAGCCUGAAGAAGUUUGUGUGCAAAACGCCUGGGACCACUCCUGGGCACUCUCUAAGCCCACCCUUCUCUGAGAAGGACCGAGCACCCAAGAGCACCAGGGGAAGCCCCAUGGGGGCAGAAGGUCCCUCAAGCAUGGGCGCCGGCCAGAAGCUCCCGACAGCUUCAGGGACCGACGCAUUUUGCAGAAAUACAGCCAACAGAUCCUUGAAAGGCAAAGUCAUAAAUAGUAAGAAAUUGUCCUUGACUGACUAUUUCAAAACUGAGGACUUGGUGUCCCCAGAGGCCCUGUCACCUGGGGGAACUGUCCUGAUGCCGAAGAAGAGAAGCCGGAAAGGAAGGGCUGCAGCCAUGGGACUCCCCAAAGGCUCCCUGGAGAAGCAGCCCCAUCUAGGCCCUGCUCUGCUUUUGACUCCCCGAGACAGGACCAACAGCAUGCAGGGGGCCAGUGAGGACAGCUCUGGUGGGGGAAGCAAGAAGCCAAAGAUAGAGGGGCUGGGCUUGGCCGUCCAGCCCCCCGACGGCCGGUCCUGCCAGCCCCAGAUGAGGGCGCAGAAGCAGCCGGGCCACGCCAACUACAGCAGCUAUUCUAAGCGGAAGCGUCUCUCUCGGGGCCGAGCCAAGAAUGCCACCUCAUCACCCUGCAAGGGGCGUGCCAAGCGGCGGCGGCAGCAGCAGGUGUUGCCCCUGGAUCCUGCAGAGCCUGAAAUCCGCCUCAAGUACAUUUCCUCAUGCAAGCGGCUGCGGGCAGACAGCCGCACCCCAGCCUUCUCACCCUUCGUGAGGGUCGAGAAGCGAGACAAGUUCACCACUGUAUGCACUGUUGUCAACUCCCCUGGGGAGGAGCCCAAGCCCCACAGAAAACCUUCCUCCUCUGCCUCUUCUUCCUCGUCCUCUUCCUCCCUGGACACAGCUGGGGCCUCCCUGGUCACACUCCCUGGGGCCUCUUCUGUCCUGCAGCCUCGGCCCUCUCUGCCCCUCUCCUCCACCAUGCACCUGGGGCCCGUGGUUUCCAAGGCCUUGAGUACCUCUUGCCUUGUUUGCUGCCUCUGCCAAAACCCAGCCAACUUCAAGGAUCUAGGGGACCUCUGCGGGCCCUAUUACCCUGAACACUGCCUCCCCAAAAAGAAGCCAAAACUCAAGGAGAAGGUGCGACCUGAAGGCACAUGUGAGGAGGCCUUACUGCCCCUCGAGAGAACACUCAAGGGCCUUGAGUGCGCAGCCACUGCCGCCACCUCUGCUACCACCACCGGAAAGGCCCCCCGGCCUGACAGCUCAGCUGACCUGGCCAAGCAGGGCUCACUACGCACCAGUGCCCGGGGCCUAUCCCGGCGGCUGCAGAGUUGCUACUGCUGUGAUGGUCGAGGGGAUGUCAGUGAGGAGGUGGUCCCAGCUGCUGACAAGACCCGAAAGCAUGAGUGCAACAAGGAGGCAACAGCAGAGCCUGGCGGGGACACCCAGGAGCACUGGGUGCACGAGGCCUGCGCCGUGUGGACGGGCGGGGUCUACUUGGUGGCCGGGAAGCUCUUUGGGCUGCAGGAGGCUAUGAAGGUGGCCUUGGAUAUGACUUGUUCCAGGUGCCAGGAAGCUGGGGCCACCAUCGGGUGCUCCCACAAAGGCUGUGUCCACACCUACCAUUACCCGUGUGCCAGCGACGCAGGUUGCAUAUUCACCGAAGAUAACUUUUCUUUGAAAUGCCCCCAGCAUAAGAGGCUUCCAUUGUAACACACCCAGGCCAUGGGGGAAGCUGCCGGAGCCACUCGCCCUCCCGAGGAAGGAGAGGGGUCGUCUGUACAGGCCUUUGAGCUGCUCCAUGAGCCGGUCCAGGAUCCAGACCCGGAUCUUGGACUGGCUGCCCAGGGCUGAACCCGCUUGGUCCCCGGUUGGGAAGAAUACACGUUCUGGAGCCACCUGCUCCUGGAACUGGACAACAUGGCGUUUCUGCCCACACCUCUGGGCCAGGCUUGGAAAGGGGAAGCACACAGAGCGGCCAGACUCCUUGGGGUACCCAGGUUCCGCGGGGCGGGGCGACGCCUUUAGGCUGGGGUCAACUGCUCCACUGGAAGGUCUAAAUCAGUGUGGCACACAUUACACAUGGGUGCUGCCACCAGCCCAGUCUGGGUGCGACAUGCAGCUGGGCGCCCUGGGGGUAGGGGUCCAAAGGGCCCCAGGAGGUGGCAGAGGGUGGCUCCUAGAAGGAAGCAGGGGGACAGGGGGAGCUGGAGCCGAGGCCUUUCUGGAGAGUGCGAGGCCAACAGGGGAGUGGACCUGAGGUUUUGGAACAAAUUCACAGUGCUGGAACAAACCAUUCAGAACCUUCAUGCAGUUUGGGCAGAGCCAGGGGAGUCUGGGGACAGGCUCAGGGGAUGCAGGCUCCCCGGGUACUACAGACUGGACCGGGGGCACUCCUUUUGCUUCUGUUCUUCCCAUUUCCAAUCCUCUGCCCCGCCCCUGGAGCCAGCCAGGGAGCCCCGGAGUUUGGACCAGAGCACAGCUCCAGCAGCCUGUCUCCACAGGACCUCUGAUUCCAGGGACUGCAGCCCCCACUGGGCUCAGGAGCAGAGGCAGCACCAGAUCUGUGCACAAACCUGUGUACCCCUCUAUAUAUAUGUUGCAUAGAAUGUAUAUAUGUUGGGAACAUGCUCGCUUCUGCCGUGUCGCUGCCGUGCGUUGUGCACUCUUCAGCACCAGGCCCUUGCUGGGCAGGGGGCCACAGCCAGGACACCCCUUCCCACACAGCCACCACCAGCCCAGGCCAGUCCCUCUGCCAGCCUGUCUUUGCCCUCAGUUCUGUCCAUGCUUCGAUAGGCCUGAGGCAGCCCCAGACCGGGGCAUCCUAGCAACUUUCUGUACAUAUGACUGUAAAAUGGUAAACGUGUGUAUUAUAUCUGGCUUCGUUAUAUAGUGUAUAUAUAUGUAUACAUAUACAUAUAUAUAAUAUAUAUGAAGACUGUAAAUGUUAAGACUAGUGUUCUUAUUAGUAUAUUGCUUCACACUGAAGAUUGUGUGUAUUGAGCUGUUUCUAAAAGAUGUUUAUUUUCCUUAAGAGUAAAAAACAGUCAUUGCAUUCAGAAAAAAAGUCAAUAAAGAUACAAUUGUUUUGGAAGUCUGCAGCCCGUGGACUCUGACCAGAUUCCGCUGGGAAAAGGGGCCAGGCUUUAGGUGCGGGACGGAAACGGAGGGGAAGCCCGGGUGGCACGAAUGGAGAGUCGGGCAUCCUAGCAGUUCGCA
This is a messenger RNA of Artibeus jamaicensis (Jamaican fruit-eating bat), 8499 nucleotides long. RefSeq names its product retinoic acid induced 1 (gene RAI1). The transcript has 7 exons. Bases 1297 to 6993 code for a protein of 1898 amino acids. Gene Ontology annotation, cellular component: nucleus. NCBI's taxonomy places the organism in Eukaryota, Metazoa, Chordata, Mammalia, Chiroptera, Phyllostomidae. Gene Ontology annotation, biological process: regulation of transcription by RNA polymerase II; circadian regulation of gene expression. The record is from RefSeq and is a predicted model, not a curated record.